AUGGUCGCAGCAAAGAAGCACGUCCCGAUCGUGAAGAAGCACACCACGCGCUUCAACCGCCAUCAGUCCGACCGCUUCAAAUGCGUCGACCCCAGCUGGAGGAAGCCUAAGGGCAUCGACAACAGGGUUAGGAGGCGAUUCAAGGGUCAGGCGGCUAUGCCAAAGAUCGGAUACGGCAACAACAGGAAGACCCGCCACAUGAUGCCUUCCGGCCACAAGGCGUUCCUCGUUAACAACACCCGCGACCUCGACCUUCUCCUCAUGCACAACAAGACCUACGCCGCAGAGAUCGCACACGCCGUCUCGUCGAGGAAGCGGAUAGAGAUUGUUGCGCGCGCCAAGCAGCUCGGUGUGAAGGUGACGAACGGCAAGGCGAAGAUUGCGACUGAGUCUUGA
This is a messenger RNA of Saxophila tyrrhenica, 396 nucleotides long. It is a transcript of the gene RPL32, whose product is annotated as 60S ribosomal protein L32. The record is from RefSeq and is a predicted model, not a curated record. Gene Ontology annotation, cellular component: ribosome; cytosolic large ribosomal subunit. The transcript has 3 exons. Gene Ontology annotation, molecular function: structural constituent of ribosome. Gene Ontology annotation, biological process: translation. The coding region runs from base 1 to 396 and encodes 131 amino acids. NCBI's taxonomy places the organism in Eukaryota, Fungi, Ascomycota, Dothideomycetes, Mycosphaerellales, Extremaceae.